CGUCUUUACACUACUCUUUGCCACUUCCCGCGGCCCUUCUCUCACCAGGACCGCCUUGUGUUUGUCGUGGUCCUUUGAGCCCUAAUAAUAACGAAAACGGACGCGACCGAGGGCGCAGUUACCACUUCCUUUGUUUCUCUCAGCCCGUCCAGCUCCACCCACUCCCCGAACCAGCACCACGAACCCACCAUCCGCUCAUCUCCCCACUAUGGCUACCGAUUUUGCCAUGGAUUCGCCGUUCGCAGCUGCGCUUCAGCAGGUCGUUCAGCCCAAGCUCGCCGAGUGCGGGUGGACUACCGGCGACGCAAACGACUCCACCCUGUUCGAGUACAUCCUCGCAAUGCUGUCCAACGGCAAGAACGAGUCGCAGAUCGCCUCCGAGCUUGCGAACGACCUCCUCGACCUUGGCCCUGACAACACCGAGACCCCUCAGUUUGCGCACUGGCUGUUCGAGCAGCUAGAGCUCCUCCGCCAACAACUGAAUGGCGCGAGCGGUGGUGGCGCCGAAGCUUCGCAACCAAAUGACAAUCGCGCCGACAGCGCCUCCAACAAUGUCUCGUUGUCUGCGCAAGAUACCGAGAUGGAAGGCGCUGGCGAACCUAACAUACCCACCGGACCCAAAGCCAUGCGCAACGGCAGCGGCAAUACCAGCGGCAGCGGUUCAAAGGGCCCGAAACGUAUGCUCAACCAACUCAACAGGCAGAUGGACCGGACUGCAUCGGCAUCUGACGACUCCCCGCUCCACCGCGUCCGAGGCUCGGCUGGUUCUGGCCGUAUUAACUCGCAUUCUUCGCGCGAUCCACCAAAGGGCCCCCGAAGCCAACAAGUAGGACGAGGACUCGCUGCAAUGGCUAAUGGCAGAAUGGGUAGCACCGGCGGAAUGGGCAUGGGCGGUAUGAAUGGUAUGAAUGCCAUGCCCAUGAACAACAUGGGAGGAAUGCCCCCAAUGCCAAUGCCCCCGGCCCAGAAUGGCAUGCCCGGUCUGCUGGACCCGCAGCAACAAAUGGCUCUCAUGCAGAUGUAUGAGCAGCAAGCCCGCAUGAUGCAGCAAAUUUUCUCCGGCCAAACGCCAUCUCCCUUUGUCAACCCGAACUUCCAACAUGGCAACCAGCGCGGGAACCGCAGCGGCCAAGGAAAGCCUCUCAGUGAGCGCAUCGACAAACCUUUUCAACCUGGCAACAAACAACGUCUUCCCCCGUCCACCAAAUUUUCCAAGAAGGAGGGACAGGAUGAAACCAUGACCGACACUGCACCGGGUGCCGAGAACGCUGAGGGCGCGUCAGCUAUGGAAGUCGACAAUGCUCGCUUCGAUCCCUCUCGGACGAUGUGUAAGUUCAAUCUGAGAUGCAGCAAGCUAGAUUGUCCCUUUGUGCAUCAAUCCCCUGCCGCAAACGAGGGACAGCCCGUAGACAUGGACGACACCUGCUCUUUUGGGGCGGCAUGUAUGAAUAGGAAAUGUGCAGGAAAACACCCUUCUCCAGCUCAGCGAACCCAGCACAAGGCCGAGACGGAUUGCGUGUUUUAUCCGAAUUGCAGAGACAUGGCCAAUUGCCCAUAUCGACAUCCGACCAUGCCGCCAUGCCGCAAUGGAGCCGACUGCACCACGCCUGGUUGCAAAUUCUUCCAUAGCCAGGUUAUGUGCAAAUUCAACCCGUGCACGAACAAUUAUUGCACAUUCAAACACACCGAGGGCCAGAAAAAGAUCGUCAAAGAUAAGGUGUGGGUAGCCCCGAAGAACGGAGAGGAGGGCAAGGAGCACGUUAGUGAGAGGAAAUUUGUAGCAGACGAUGCGGAGGAGGAGCUUAUUCUCCCGGGCAAGAUGGUUGAGGAUACCCCUAUUACCACCUAAUCGGGUUUGUGUGCAAUUGCGCUUGAUUAGUGAAGGUUGAAUUGGUGGGAAUAACGGCAGUUGGCGAGAUACAGAAAAACACAUGGUAUCUUUCUUCUAGGUGGGCUGUCGUACAACUUUGUAUUAUAUCUGGGAUUAGGAUAUUCACGGUUACGGCGUUGAUGAUCAGGGUGGUAUGGCAUUGGUUAGGCAUCGCUUCGGGGAUUGUCGAUCUGGAUGGCCUGCUCAUGAUGCGAGGCUCUUUUUUUUUCUGUGAAAUGGCGAUGAUUUUUCUUGCGGC
This is a messenger RNA of Lindgomyces ingoldianus, 2129 nucleotides long. RefSeq lists its product as uncharacterized. The coding region runs from base 209 to 1849 and encodes 546 amino acids. Gene Ontology annotation, biological process: regulation of mRNA stability. The transcript has 2 exons. Gene Ontology annotation, cellular component: cytoplasm; nucleus. NCBI's taxonomy places the organism in Eukaryota, Fungi, Ascomycota, Dothideomycetes, Pleosporales, Lindgomycetaceae. Gene Ontology annotation, molecular function: poly(A) binding. The record is from RefSeq and is a predicted model, not a curated record.